GCCACCGAUACCCUGCUGCUCCUAAUAUCAUUUUCAUUUUCCUUUGUACACAUAAAUCUCUCUCUUCAGAUCUCACCGAAAUCAUUCCGUCUUCAUCAUCGUCCAACCUUUCAGAGAUCUCUGUUCCCGAUUUCUCCCUAGAUCUCAUUGUCACCCGUAAGGAAGAAGAGAUUUGGCUGUGAAGGACAAUUUUAGGGUUUUUAAUGGGAUUUUUCUUCCAAUUUUUUUUUUUGUAUCGAUUUGAAGUCGAUUUCCAAAUUCAUUGAAUAGAUUCGAUUAUGGCACAACAUCAUGAGAUAAAAUUAGGUCCGUUUGGACUAACAAUGGAACACCACGAAGAAGAAGAAGAAGAAGAAGAAGAAGAAGAAGAAGAAGAAGAAGAAGAAGAAGAAGAAGAAGAAGAAGAAGAAGAAGAAGAAGAAGAAGAAGAAGAAGAAGUGGAGGAGGAGGAAGAAGAAGAAGCAAAAGGAAAUUCAAAUACAGCGUGGACGACAACGGCAGAGAAGAAUUACACUGAUGAAAUUAGAUCCUUCAGUGUUGCUUUUAUCAAUUUUGUUUGAUAAAAUCGAAGGUGGUAAUGUUCUUACUAAUGGAGGAGGGGAUUAUGUGCGGGAGAUGAUUUUUUUGGCAUUCAUUGAAGAAGAAGAAGAUGUAUAAACAGGUUGGAUAUAUUCUGAUCAGAAACGGCGAUGGGCGACUAUGGACAAUGUUUAGCAUGCAAAUUUAUGCGUAGACCAUGUUCAGAAGGGUGUCCUUAUAUUCAACUGUUCAGUACAUACUUCGAUGUACCAAGAUUCCAAAUAGGAUACGCAGCUUCCACUGCUGACAUACAGAAAAUAAAAGCCCGUAUAACGGAUAGCACGCUUACAUUUGAAGCAAAUGCUGGAGUGAAUGAACCUCUUUUUGGGGCAACAGGAAUCCUUUUAGCACUGCAUCAACGUAUGAGAGAAGAAGUUACCCGCUUUGAAACCAUUACAGGCAAAGGUGUGAACGUUAUUCCAGCAGGCACUAUGAAUCAUGUUGUCCUAAAAGAUUCAGAGAAAAUUGAACAGAAACAUCGAGCUUGUCCAGCAUGCACCUAUCUACCGCAAAUGUGCAAGGUGGGUUGUCCAUUCGUUCCGUUCUUUGAAGCACGCAAAUCUAGAGAUUUCAUCAGAGUUUUGUACAGUACUUUGUGGCUCAACAGCUGUGUUGCCUGAUCACUCUAAUCUUCAGUCAGCUGAUGAAUUGAACAAAGCGGGUAUAACGGCUAAAGCAUUGGAAUUUGAAAGUAAAGCUAGGGUUCACGAUCCAGUUUAUGGGAUAACAGGAAUAAUUUUAUCAUUGUACAAGAACUGGUGGAAUCUUAAUCACCAUGUUCGUUUGCUUGAGCAAUUACAUCGGAGUGUGCAAAAUUUUCCUACUGUUCAAAUUGGUUCUUGCAACAUUCCUACAGAUGAAGGCAAAGGGAAUGUGACCCCAGAAUCCACAAAUGAAUGUUGUACUAUUGCAGAAUGGAUGGAUAUGGAAGAUGAUGAUGAGUCUCUUUACAGCAGAGAAGAAGUGUCGAAGAAUUAUAUGGAGUUCCAACAGGAAGUUGCAUUAAUCCAGCCUCUACCACAAAAACGGAAUUAUUCUUUGUGCCUUCCACAAGGAGAAUCCUCAAAAAGUUCUCCUUUAAGUUCAGUACCUCACCAAAUGAACCAGCCAUCAGCUGAUCAGCAACUAUAUAGAGUCCCGCAACAAACACAGCAACUAUUGAGUCAGCCAUGGGGGGCACUUGUUCAAGGCAUUCCACUACGAAUAUCAGAAAAUGUUCCUCAAAAUGUACCAUCACAGCUACAACGACAACUGUCAGCUCCUUAUAUUCAGCAAUCCACUUCAUCAUCACUAAGAGCACCCACUUCGUCUUCUCAAAGAAUGAGCAGCACAGGAAGAGCACUGCAAAGAGCCUCAACACCUCAACAACGAGAAGCUUGGGGACAACUUUUAGGUAGGCCACCUGUACAGCACAUUCCUCAAAAUGUACCAUCAGAGCUACAACAACUGGCAGCUCCUUCUCAUAGUCAGCAAGCCGCUUCAUCAUCAUUGAGAGAGGCACCUUCGUCUCAACAAGGAAUGAGCAGUACCACAGGAGAAGCAAUAAAUAGAGCCUGGCAAAAUCUAACACGACAAGAACGAGAAGAACUAUUCCGUCAGACAUGGAAUCGACUUCCAGAUACGUCACAUGUUCAAAACCUUCUACAUCGAUUUCCAGAUAGGCCAAGUGUUCAAGACAUUCUACAACGAACAUCACAGCGUGUUCCACACAUUGUAAUACCACAGCUACAACAACAACUGGCAGCCCCUUCUCAUGGUCAACAAGCCACUUCAUCAUCAUUAAGGGUGGCAACUUCGUCUCAACAAGGAAUAAGCAGUACCACAGGAGAAGCAAUAAAUAGAGCCUGGCAAAAUUUAACACGACAAGAACGAGAAGAACUAUUGUGUCAGACAUGGAGAGGACUUCCAGAUACGUCACAAGUUCAAAACCUUCUACAACCAUUUCCAGAUAGGCCAAGUGUUCAAGACAUUCUACAACGAACAUCAGAGCGUGUUCCACACAGUGUAACACCACAGCUACAACAAUUGGCAUCCCCUUCUUAUGGUCAGCAUCAGCAAGCCGCUUCAUCAUCAUUAAGAGCGGCAACUUCGUCUCAACAAGGAACGAGCAGUAGCACAGGAACACCACCAACAAGUACUACAGACACUAUAUAAGCCUAUAAGGAACUGGUGAUAUGAUAUCAUUGAAGACUUUGAAAGUCUGUUGCAGCACUAAAGUAAAUAACUGUUGAAGAAACGGAAAGAUCAGGCUAUGGGUGUUUCACCGAAAGAUGAACUUAGCUAGCCAAUUGACGCUAACCCAUUGUCAAUCGUAUUUUCAGCGGUAGUUUAGUAUGUAUGGUUGUUGUAGUGGCAGUAGUAACUUUGACGUUCUAGUUUACAUUCCUGCCUAUAUCAGUACCAUUCCCAGCUUUGAUUUCAUGUCUUCAAUACUUUUUAUCAUUUGGUUUUUUAGGUUUUGCUGAUGAAUCAUAUACUACAAUGUUAUCCUUGAUUUUUGAAGAACCAUAUGAGUUCCUUUCUCAGUAUUUCGCUGAUUUUAUAGCCAGGCAUAUGAUAAAGUUUUUUUUUAGG
Messenger RNA from Papaver somniferum (opium poppy), 3153 nucleotides. RefSeq lists its product as uncharacterized. The coding region runs from base 1498 to 2733 and encodes 411 amino acids. The transcript has 4 exons. The record is from RefSeq and is a predicted model, not a curated record. Lineage: Eukaryota; Viridiplantae; Streptophyta; Magnoliopsida; Ranunculales; Papaveraceae.